Molecule: messenger RNA, 4588 nt
Organism: Antechinus flavipes (yellow-footed antechinus)
Lineage: Eukaryota; Metazoa; Chordata; Mammalia; Dasyuromorphia; Dasyuridae
Product: granulocyte-macrophage colony-stimulating factor receptor subunit alpha-like
Exons: 11
Coding region: 5-1144 (379 amino acids)
Biological process (GO): cytokine-mediated signaling pathway; immunoglobulin mediated immune response
Cellular component (GO): external side of plasma membrane; membrane
Molecular function (GO): protein binding; cytokine receptor activity
Source: RefSeq, a predicted model, not a curated record
UCUAAUGACCUACUUCAUGGAUGAUCUAAUGGCCUUUAUUUGGAUAUCAAUAUUACUGACCUCAGUAUAUUGCCUGACAGAGGAACAAGAAGAUCUUGCAGCCAAAGUAUCAGGACUAUCAGUCACAAUCUCAAAAAAAGAUCCAAAGAGAGUGGAGUUAACCUGGGACAACAGUGACAAUAUCACAACACCCACAAGUGUAAUGCAAACACUCUAUUCACCAGUGAUGGACAUGGACUAUAUUAAGAAAGUCUGCUGUCACUUUUCUAAUUGUAAUUUAAAUCAUGGAGGAGAAGAUACAGCUGCAAAAAACUUCUCCUGUAUUGUUUACAAUAUUUAUUUCAUGAAUUGCACUUGGACAGUAGGCAAAGCAGCUCCAAAUGAUGUCCAAUAUUACCUUUAUUCACAGAAUGCUGAGAAAAAACAAGAAAGAGAAUGUACAAAUUACAUAAAGGAUUCCCAUAAGAGGCAUGUGGGAUGCCACUUUGAUGAACUUGAUGGAUUUAGAGGCAAGGCUUAUUUCCUUGUAACUGGUAGUAGCAAAAGAAUAAAAAUCAAAAAUUUUUGUUCUGAGAAAAUUUCACUAUUUUCAAUAGAAAAAUAUAAUGCACCAUCUAACAUCACUGUGAACUGCUCAAAGUCAAAUUGUCUUAUACAGUGGCAGAAACCAAAAACAAGAAUUGAUAUUGGUGACUCUGAAUUUAAAUACAUGCUUUGCAUACAAAAACUAGGCUCUCAGUAUACUAAUGACACUGAGAUUAAGCUACCAGGAUCUACAAAAAAUGAAUAUGUCUUCACAAAUUUUGACACAGAAAAAAGGUAUAUCUUGAAAAUAAGAGCAAGACAUCGAAGAGCAAGUUGGGGUUAUUGGAGUAAACCUAUAGAAUUUGGAAGUUCUGAAGAACAAAAAAGAAGUCCUAUAUAUAUUUAUAUAUUGAUGGUAUUUGGGACAAUUGUCUUUGUAUUAAUUAUCAUAUUUCUCUUUAAAAGAUGCCAUAUAAUGCAAAAAUUAUUUCCCCCAAUUCCUCAGAUUAAAGACAAAGUGAACAUCUGUGAUCACCUGGAUAGACAGAUCAUCUGGGAAGAAUUUAAAUAUUAUCCAGAAAAAUGUGAAGAAAUAAUGACUAUAGAUGUAAUGGGAUGAUGUCAAAUGGUCAGAGAAAUAUGUGAAUUUUUCCAGUAUUAUUGCCUAUUGGAGUUUAAAGAAAUUUUUAUUUUUUUACAUUUUAUUCCUCUCAGAUGAGAGGUGAUUUAGCAUAUUGAAGAAUAAGCUUCAAAACCAAGAACCUAUCCCUCCUCCAAAUAGUCUUAUUUCUGUUAAGGGCUCCACUACCUUUCCCAUCACCUGUGUUUGCAUGCUUGCAAUCAUCACUGACUUUUUCCUUUUAUACCACCACAUACUCCACCCCAUCUCCAAUCAAAUGCCAAAUUUUGUCAAUCUACUUCCACAACUUUUGAUUCUGUCCCUUUCUCUCCUGAUUUCUGUCUUUUCCCCAACCAAUCCAUCUUACAUACAGUUUUAAAAUUAAUAUGCCUCAUCUGACAGUAUAAAUGCUACUAAGUCAAGGACUGCUGUAUCCAAUUCUCCUUCAUUAAUGAGAUCCUGAUUGAACCCAUGAACACAGUUCUGAAUCAGUUCAGUCCUAGAACAUUCUAGCCUCUAGUGAGAGAGGAUCAGACUCCUUUUUUCUCUUUUUAGCAGUUUAUACUCCUACCCUGACCUAGGUGGUACGUAGAUAGAGGGUCAGCCCUGGAGUCAGGAGGACCUGAGUUUAAACCCAGACUCAGAAAUUUACUGGCUGUGUAAUCCUGGUCAACUCAUUUAACCCAAUUAGCUUCAAUUCCUCAUUUGUAAAAAUGAGUUAGAGAAGGAACUGGUAAACCACUCUAGAAUCUCUGCCAAGAAAAUCCCUAAUAUGAGCAUUGAGUGGAACAAAACUGAACAGACUCAACAACAACACUCCUACUCUAACAUCUGAGGGGAAAGUUUAAGUUUUGGUUGUCUCAGGACUUCUCAAAAGCAAAAAUGGAAAGGUACCCAAUAUUAAAUGUAAUUCAGAUAUGAGAGGAAGCCUGGGAUAGUUACUGGACCUGUGGUUUCUUUGGUAUAGUAAAUUCCCAGUAUUGAAAUUACCUCUAUCAAUGCAGGUCAUCACUUUCUUGGCAAUGUAUAGGAUUAGAGAAUUACUUAGAACUUUGAGAAAUUAAGCGACUAAUCUGGGGUCAUAUAACCAGCAUAUGUCAAAGGCAGAACUUUAAUUUAGGACUUCCUGCUCUAUUUGCUAUGUCAAUAUUCCUUUACUAUACAAAAAGUAAAUAUUUAACACAAAUAUUAACAUAAAAGCCUCAUAAAAAGGGAGGGUUCAUUUACAGAAAACUUAAAUCCAACAAUCAGUACUAGUCGUUACUGAAAUACUCUACCCAGGAAAUUGAGACAAUUACAACCGUCAAAACAUAAAACAUUUGCUAGAACUGUUGAAUACCCAUUUUACAUUUCACCUCAUCUCUGCACCAUCCUUCAUCUUAUGACCAGAUGUUAUUUUUCCUGUAAGAAUAUCGUAGUACUUAGUAGGAACUUUUCCCAAAUCCAUCUGGCACUCUCUAGAGACCCAGAACUUCCAGACCUCUGGAAUUCAUAAGGUAACCUGAAGGUGUAUGCCUCAUAGUCAAUGUUUGAUCACUUUGGAUCAGCCAAAUAAACCCAAAAUUAAGGGAGCAGCCAAAAAAUCUAGUCAAACUUGUCUAAUUGACCCCAUAACUCCUACUUGAAUUGCCAAAUGGGAGAAGUUAAUAUACACUUAUCCCUCAUGAAACAGACUAGAACAGUACAAAUAUGAUAUGCAGUCAGAAAAUAAAAGAAAGAGAGCAACUGAAGGAGAGUCAUUCCCUUUUACAGAUGUACUGAGUCAGUGUUUCUUUCCAAAUAAAACCAUGUGUCCCAACAUAAUAAUCUUGAAUUUUCCCUGAUAUGUACUCUCCAUUAAACUAAAUUUAUUUUUUAAAUUUGACUUACAGACACUUUUCAGGCUCCUCAUCCGCAUCUUUUUCUUUUUUUAAUGCUGCUUGAUGUAGGCAAUUACUAUUUAGAUCUCAACCUACUUUUUUAGAUUUUUCAAAUUAUAACUCUAAUGAACUUUGCAUUUUAAUUAAAUUAUUCAAUUAUCUCUUUAAUAUGCUUAACAUGCCACCUCCCUUUUGUGCUUCCGAACAAGUUCAGCUCCAUUCAUGUAAUUUAUGCCUUCCUUAUCUCUGCCUCUUAGAAUCUGUAGAUUCUUCAAGAUUCAACUGAAGUAGCAUUUUGGAUACAAAAUCUUUCCUGAUACCCUUUGAUUGUUAGUACCUUCUCCUUUAUGUAAAUUAUUUGCCUGUGUGAAGGAUAAUAUCCUUUCAUGUUUCUGCAGCUACUCUAAUGAUAAUUUCCAAGACAGUUGUUGGUUUUCAAUAUGAUAAACUAUAGUAUACUUUGGAGCUUUGAAUAUCAAGACUAUUCUGUGAACGUAGAACAAAUGUAAUUUAUUCAAUUAUAAAGAGAGCUGAUAAUUUGCUUACCAACCCUAAGCUAAAGUCGGGGAUGACAUUCUCAGAACCAAUAAAAAUAUGAGAGAUCAGAAACCAAUAAAAAUAUGAGAGAGCAGAACAGAAGAUGAAAGAAUGAAUUUUCAAAUUAUAUCAACUAACCUUGAAGCUGGAAGUAAUUGUUGUGAUUUUUUGUUUUAUUUUGUUUGCUGAGGCAAUUGGGGUUGUGGUCACAUAGCUAAGAAAUGUUGUGUCUGAGACCAGAUUUGAAUUCAGAUGCUCCUGACUUCAAGGCUGCUAUGCUAUCCACUGUGCCACCUAGCUGCCCGAUUGCUGUGAUGUUUGAAAAAUAAGUCCAACUGAUCAGAGGAACAGUUUAGAAAAAAGAAAAUCAAUGAUGUUGCCCAAUAGACUGAAUAGUUUGGCUUAUGUAUCUUGUUCUAUGAAAUGUUUAUUAAGUAUAACAUGGAUUAACUCAUUGCAGAGAAAAUGAUGACCUUAAUAGUAGACACAUGUCCAACACAGAAGCUAUAUCCAUGAAGGAAUCUUAAUGAACUUUUUCUGAGACAUGAGGAAGACAAAGAAGUUUUUAAUUCUGAAAUUUUAAGUUACCCCCAAGCACAAAGGUUUUGUUUUUUCAUUCAUGGGCUUCAUGGUAAGGAAAAGGCACUCUCCCUCAUAGAAAUAGAAUAUAUUGUUGGGAAAUUGUGACUCCAAUAUAUGUAUGGGUUGGGAUGUACUUAUUUUUCAUGCAUUUACUUCAACAUAUCAUUACCUGUGAAGUAAUUAUUAUUUCUCUUGAAUCAACGUCAAGUAAAAAGUGUGUUUAAUAUAUCAAAUAAAAUAUCAAAGUGUUGUUAUUAUUAUUAGUGACUGAUGUAUGCAAAUGGAUUCAUAUCAAUGGGGACUUAAGAGCCAAAAUUAUAAUUAGGGUGACUAUAUUCCUCCUACCAUACUUAGCCUUUAUGUCUCUAGACAUUAAAAUAUUUUCUUCCAAAAUCUUUACUGUAUAUCAGACUUUCUUCACCUUCCUUAUUAUGAAUUCUAAAUAAAGUUAGUGUUUUCUUCCUAA